CUUUCUUUCUUCCCGCUGCAGCCGAACAACAAAAAAAGGGGAACCCAGCCAUGCUUUGAAAAACCGGUGAGAUAAGCUUGAUUUCUCCUUCUUUUCUUGCUCUACAACACAUGUAGAACCCAGAAAUUUCCCCCACCCCUCUGCAGAAUCCGGAUCUGCUCUGCUUUGCUCUGUCCUUCCGCCGGCUGCUCCUGCUUUGUGGGGGUGAUUUGCUCCGGUUUUGGGUAAGAAACAGCUACCAAUUCCUUUGUUCUUCCUUAAAUUGGCUUGGGUUUACUCUAAAUCCCCUUGAUUUCUCCAAUUUCCGGUGGAUUUCCCUUGAAUUUCUCCUACACUUGCCGCCGGCUUCUCCCCCUGCCAAGUCCGGUUCUGCAGCUGGAAAAUUUAUGGAAGCGAAGUCGAGGACGGGGAAACCAUGGGAAGUGACGAGUUAGAGGCUAGCCAUUUCGAGAUUAAUAUAGAUUUUAGAAAUAAAUCAUGAUCUUAUAAACUCGACUUUAUUGGAGAUUUAUGAUAUCAAGAAGAUUUUAAAAUUUGAUAUUCAGAUUUUGAUGGUUGUUGAUGGACAAGUUUGCUGUAUCAUGAUUUCGUUAUGUAUAAUCCCUUCUUCUCUGCCUUCCAGAUCCAAGUAUCCUCCUUGUCUUUUGGGAAUUCAGUCAUAUCGAUCCAUUGCUUUAAAUCCUGUAGUGAUUCGGUCUCCCAAGAAAACAAGCUUCGCCUCCAUUCAAAGUUCCAUGACCAUGUUUCACCUUCCCAGCUACCCAUUUCCUGUAUAGAGCUUUCCUUUCCUGUAGAUAGCAUAUAUAAUCUUGGGAAAGCAUUAGCAAACACUCCUGCAUUGCUCCAACUAUCCUUCCAAAAGCUAACACUAUUUCCUUUGCCAACCUUAAGCUCAUAACCAUCCAAUAACCACCCUCUUCCGUU
Rubroshorea leprosula is the source of this 924-nucleotide messenger RNA. The record is from the annotation of a GenBank genome assembly. Lineage: Eukaryota; Viridiplantae; Streptophyta; Magnoliopsida; Malvales; Dipterocarpaceae.